Molecule: messenger RNA, 1729 nt
Organism: Lolium rigidum
Lineage: Eukaryota; Viridiplantae; Streptophyta; Magnoliopsida; Poales; Poaceae
Product: inositol-tetrakisphosphate 1-kinase 1-like
Exons: 10
Coding region: 252-1217 (321 amino acids)
Biological process (GO): inositol trisphosphate metabolic process
Cellular component (GO): cytoplasm
Molecular function (GO): magnesium ion binding; ATP binding; inositol-1,3,4-trisphosphate 5-kinase activity
Source: RefSeq, a predicted model, not a curated record
CGCCUCCUUCGCCAUUAAAGACACAAAUCUCUGUCUAGAAACAAAAGCAAAAUAGAAAAAAUUCGUGCUACAAAAUUCAUUUUCUUCUCAAAUCAAGCAUAUAUGUUCCUUCCAAACAUUUUCGUCCCCGAAUUCCUCCGCCGCAGCUGCCCCCAGUGAUUCCGGACUUCUUUCCUAAAUUUUCGGAGAUCUCCUUUUCGCGAGUCAUUCGUCGCCAUUCUUCGGGCGGGCUAGGGUUAGGGUUUGCGAGUAUGAGGGUGAACGAGGAGGGGUGGGACGAGGAGGAGGGGGUGGUGGUGACCUCAGCUACGCCUACGCCGGCAGCGCUAUCUCCGCCGCCCGCUGCCUCGUCGGGGCUACAGCGGCUUGUGGUUGGGUACGCGCUAACCAAGAAGAAGGUCAAGAGCUUCUUGCAGCCCAAGCUCCUUGCGCUCGCCAGGAAGAAGGGAAUUCAUUUUCUAUCAAUUGAUGAGACUUGUCCUCUCUCGGAACAAGGCCCAUUUGACAUUAUUUUGCACAAGUGUACUAGCAAGGAGUGGCAGCAAGUUCUGGAGGAUUAUCGUGAAGAGCACCCCGAAGUAACUGUCCUUGACCCACCAAGUGCUAUCCAACAUCUGCACAAUCGCCAGUCGAUGCUCCAAGAAGUUGCUGAUUUGAACCUGUCCAACAGCUAUGGUGAGGUCUGUGCUCCCAGACAACUAGUCAUCAUGAAAGAUCCAUCUUCCAUACCAGCUGCAGUUGCCAAGGCUGGACUAACCUUGCCCUUGGUUGCCAAACCUUUGGUUGUUGAUGGAACAUCGAAAUCUCAUCAACUAUCUCUUGCGUAUGUGGAUACAUCUCUGUCAAUGCUUGAUCCUCCUCUGGUUCUCCAGGAAUUUGUGAACCAUGGCGGAAUCUUAUUUAAGGUAUACAUUGUUGGUGAAACAAUACGGGUUGUACGCCGGUUUUCUCUUCCUGAUGUUAACGACUAUGACAUGGAGAACAGUGAGGGGAUCUUUCGAUUCCCAAGAGUUUCCUGUGCAACAAAUAAUGCAGAAGAUGCAGACAUUGACCCUUGUAUUGCUGAACUUCCUCCAAGACCACUUUUAGAAAAACUGGGCAAGGAACUUCGGCGUCGACUGGGUCUUAGACUGUUUAACUUAGACAUGAUUCGAGAGCAUGGUAGAAAGGAUCGCUACUAUGUAAUUGACAUUAACUAUUUCCCUGUUAUUGCAUAAGCUGCUUUCAUUGUUUACACGCAGCCUUAUUCUAGGUUCAAGGUAAUACUGCACUUCCUCAAUGGCCAAUGUUUUGCUUGUAGUCUCUGAUUUAACACUAUGUUGCUACCUGGUGCUGUGUUUCUCUAAUUGUCCCAGUUCAAACUCCGCAGGAUAUGGUAAAAUGCCAGGCUAUGAGCAUGUAUUCACCGACUUUUUCCUAGGCCUUGUGCAAAGCAAGUACAAGAGGCGUUUAAGCGGAAGCUGAAGUGUAGGGAUAUAGGGAAGGUUCCUAUCCAAGGUCCAGAAAAUUAACAGACAGAGUCUAUGUACUGGCAGCUUAGAUAGAUUUACUCUUCUGUACAUAACAAGGGGCUAUUAGUUUGCUUCAGGAAAGACACCGAUGAAAUUGAGAGGAAAAAGAAAUUGUACGGUUGCCCUGUGAGCAACCUGUUUAAAACAAUUUACGUGCCAACAUGAUGCUAUGACCAAAAAAUAAAAUAAAUUGUUGCUGCAUGGCUGAUUUUGAGGUA